This is a messenger RNA of Saccharomyces kudriavzevii IFO 1802, 2886 nucleotides long. It is a transcript of the gene UFD2, whose product is annotated as ubiquitin-ubiquitin ligase UFD2. The record is from RefSeq and is a predicted model, not a curated record. Gene Ontology annotation, molecular function: ubiquitin-ubiquitin ligase activity. Gene Ontology annotation, cellular component: cytoplasm; nucleus; ubiquitin ligase complex. NCBI's taxonomy places the organism in Eukaryota, Fungi, Ascomycota, Saccharomycetes, Saccharomycetales, Saccharomycetaceae. Gene Ontology annotation, biological process: protein polyubiquitination. The coding region runs from base 1 to 2886 and encodes 961 amino acids. The transcript has a single exon.
AUGACCGCCAUCGAAGAUAUUUUACAAGUCACCUCCGAUCCUUCCGAUACCCGCGGCUACUACAUAUUGAAGUCUGAGGAAGUGUCCCAGGGCUCGACUCUUGGAGUUGAUUUUAUUGAUACGCUAUUGAUAUAUCAACUCACUGAAAAUGAGGAACUUACCAAGCCUUUCGAGUAUCUGAAUGACUGUUUCCGCCGUAAUCAACAGCAAAAGAGAAUCACUAAAAACAAGCCCAACGCCGAGUCAUUACAUUCCACUUUUCAGGAGAUUGAUCGUCUUGUCAUUGGCUAUGGUGUUGUUGCCUUACAAAUAGAGAAUUUCUGCAUGAAUGGUACUUUCAUCAAUUAUAUCACUGAAAUCGUCUCAAAUGUAAACGCAUACACUGAUUUUCUCUCCCAAAUCAUUCAAAGAGCCAUUUUGGAGGGUUCUGCUUUAGAUUUGCUUAAUGUCGUCUUCCCAACAUUACUACAGUACUGUAAUCAGCACGUCAGCCAUUUUGAUCUAAACGAAUCUGUGAUUUACAACAACGUUCUUACUAUUUACGAAUUAUUCGUUACUUUCAAACCUAUUGCAGAAGUGUUCACUAAGAUAGAAGGGUUUUUUGCAAACUAUAGCUGUAAGCCACAAUUUUUUGAAAAACAAACGAUAUUGGGCCCUAUUUUAUCUCUAUCUCCAAUAGAUGCUGCUGUUGCAAUUCGUAAUUAUGGUGACAAUCUUCUACGUUCUAAACAACAAACAGCCAUGAUCCACGAAUCUCUACAAGCCGAACACAAAGUUGUUAUAGAUAGACUCUUUUUCAUUGUCGAUAGGCUUGUUCGUGGUUCUCUAGACUCAAGGACCGAUAUGAUAAGCUAUUUUGCCCAUAUCGCUAAUAAGAACCAUUUACGUAGAGCCGAUCAUCCACCAUUUAAAGAACUAUCUUCUAAUGGAUUCAUGUCCAAUAUCACUUUAUUACUGGUUAAAUUUUCUCAACCGUUCCUAGACACCUCAUACAAGAAAAUCGACAAGAUUGACGCGAAUUACUUCAAUAACCCAAGCCUAUUUAUUGAUCUGUCUGGAGAAACACGCUUGAACUCAGAUUUCAAAGAGGCAGAUGCAUUUUAUGAUAAGAAUCGGAAAACUGCGGACACCAAGCCCAAUUUUAUAUCAGAUUGCUUUUUUUUAACACUGACUUAUCUGCAUUAUGGUCUCGGAGGUACACUAUCAUUUGAAGAGAAGAUGGGGCCUGAGGUCAAAGCGUUAAAGGAAGAGAUCGAAAAAGUAAAAAAAAUAGCCGCAAGUCAUGAUGUCUUCGCCAGAUUUGUCACGGCACAAUUAUCCAAGAUGGAGAAAGCAUUGAACACUACACAAUCUUUACAAUUUGCUGUUCAGGGAUUCUUCGCACAUAGAUCACUGCAGCUGGAGGUCUUUGAUUUUAUUUGCGGCGCAUCUACCUUUUUAAUUCGUGUUGUGGAUCCUAAACAUGAGUUUCCGUUCAAGCAAAUUAAAUUACCGUUAAUUCCUGAUCAAAUUGGUGUUGAAAACGUUGAUAACGCCGAUUUUUUGAGAGCGCAUGCUCCAGUGCCUUUUAAGUACUACCCAGAAUUCGUUGUAGAGGGUCCAAUCAAUUAUUCUCUCUACAUCUCCAAAUACCAGACAUCCCCCAUUUUUAGAAAUCCACGUCUAGGAUCGUUUGUUGAACUUACAACAAUGGUACUUCGUUGCCCUGAAUUGGUUUCUAACCCGCAUUUGAAAGGUAAAUUGGUGCAACUAUUAAGCGUUGGUGCCAUGCCAUUAACCGAUAAUUCACCUGGAUUUAUGAUGGAUAUAUUUGAACACGAUGAAUUGGUAAAAAAUAACCUCUUAUAUGCUCUAUUAGAUUUCUAUGUUAUUGUCGAAAAAACGGGUUCUUCAUCACAAUUUUACGACAAAUUCAAUAGUAGAUAUAGCAUAUCGAUCAUUUUAGAGGAACUUUAUUACAAAAUACCAUCUUACAAGAACCAAUUGAUCUGGCAAUCCCAAAACAACGCUGAUUUUUUUGUGAGAUUCGUGGCCCGUAUGUUGAAUGACUUGACCUUCCUUUUAGAUGAAGGUCUAAGUAAUUUAGCUGAAGUUCAUAAUAUUCAAAAUGAGCUGGAUAAGCGUGCAAGAGGGUCACCACCAACGAGAGAAGAGGAAGACAAGGAGCUACAAACGAGACUAGCGUCCGCUUCCAGACAAGCUAAGUCAUCGUGUGGACUAGCUGAUAAAUCGAUGAAGUUGUUCGAAAUUUAUUCGAAGGAUAUAUCAGGAGCAUUUGUCACACCAGAAAUUGUGUAUAGAUUGGCUAGUAUGCUAAAUUAUAAUCUAGAAUCAUUAGUUGGACCCAAAUGUGGGGAAUUGAAAGUGAAGGACCCACAGAGUUAUUCAUUCAACCCAAAAGAUUUGUUGAAAGCCUUGACAACAGUCUAUAUCAAUCUUUCCGAACAACCGGAAUUCAUCAGCGCUGUUGCUAAAGAUGAAAGAUCUUUUGAUAGAAAUCUUUUUAUUCGUGCUGUUGAUAUUCUUGGUAGAAAGACAGGUUUAGCAUCUCAAGAAUUUGUCGAAAAACUGUUAAACUUUGCCAAUAAAGCCGAAGAGCAGAGAAAGGCUGACGAAGAGGAAGACCUUGAAUAUGGUGAUGUUCCUGAUGAGUUCUUAGAUCCCUUAAUGUACACAAUUAUGAAAGACCCAGUCACUUUACCAGCGUCUAAGAUGAAUAUUGAUAGAAGUACAAUCAAAGCACAUCUCUUAAGCGACUCCACUGACCCAUUUAAUAGGAUGCCUUUAAAGUUGGACGACGUAAAACCGAAUGAAGAACUUAGACAGGAAAUUCUUGCUUUUAAAAAACAAAAAAAAGAGGAAGCUAAAAAUAAAACAAAGGAAUAA